AUGGCUAUAAAGCAGAGGAAUGGUCCUCUUGGAUUACAAUCAAUAUACAAUCAAAUAUUCUCACCAAUUCCUCCUAAGAUACAUGAAGAACAUCUAGUUUAUACUGGAGAAGAUGGUCAAGACUUUUAUUUUUCUUCAACUCAGUACAAAUUGUCACAAGCUGAAUUAAAAAAAAUCAAACACCAUUUUUCUACUAUAUCAGAUGUAUCGGGUUUGCAGCUCUUAUCUUUUAAUCAAAUAGGAACAAAAUAUGGUCGGCUUAGAACAAAGGAUGGUCAUUACAUUGGGUCAAAGUGGAAUCAUCACAAUAAAGACUGGUCACGAACUAAUUAUAAUGUUAUGAUAAAGAUAGAAGUAGAUAUUUUAUGCAAACUAUCCAAAGUGACCAUCAGUAUUUGA
This is a messenger RNA of Dentiscutata erythropus, 399 nucleotides long. NCBI's taxonomy places the organism in Eukaryota, Fungi, Glomeromycota, Glomeromycetes, Diversisporales, Gigasporaceae. The record is from the annotation of a GenBank genome assembly.